Triticum aestivum (bread wheat) is the source of this 1576-nucleotide messenger RNA. RefSeq lists its product as uncharacterized. Lineage: Eukaryota; Viridiplantae; Streptophyta; Magnoliopsida; Poales; Poaceae. Bases 758 to 1093 code for a protein of 111 amino acids. The transcript has 2 exons. The record is from RefSeq and is a predicted model, not a curated record.
UAUAAAAAAACAAAAAAAUGCCUUUCAUAGUUUAAUGUGUGUGUUUAUUGUUUCUCAUUCAAGAUCAACUUAUUUUCUCCAACAAAAAAAAUGAGUAAAUUUAUUUACUACUAUGCUCUUUAGUUUUCUUAUUUAUUUAUAAAAAAUAUCUUGUGUCCCUUUUAGCCACAAAAAAAAGAUUGUGUUUACUUUCUAGCGUCUAGAGGCAUGUUGGCCAAGGAAAAAAAUCCAAAAAUAUAUAUAGGUGCUAGGUUUUAUACCAUUUGCUAGUUUUAUUUUUGUUUUGGUUUCUGACGGUGGGUGGAUUUUGAGGGGUGAGGGAGGUGGGGGAACUCCGCCUAUGCAACUAAUUUUAAGCUUACACUUAAUGCAUAGCCGGUCCCAAGCCCGGAAAAAGGAGGAGGGUCCAACCUUAUAUAGCUUGAAAUUUGUAUACAAAAUUUCGUGAUUUUCGUAAUAUUUUCAGCUUCCUAUCUAUUCUGCCUGUUGUUCUUUUCUUUUUCUUUUUGGUUAGACUGUCAUAUUCCUAGCAAUCAUCCAUUAAUUAUACAGUUUCGAGGGACCAAUAUGUUUGGAUUUCAAUGUUUAAGUGUCUGUUUUGUCCAAUUUCAAAGCUUGUACAAACCAAAACAAGGUUAGCAGUCAAAGUUUGAAACAAUUUUGCGUUUUUUGUAGUAUCAAGAUUAGCAGGCAGUCAAAGUCUGAUUAUUUGGUGAAAGUUAACAGCAAAGUACAGAAUAGCUUGACCACCAGAGAAAUGGCAGAGGAAGAGCAGAGCAAAGCAGAGCCUUCUCUGGUGUCCGCGGACACGUCUCGCCCGCAUCUUCCGCGUCGCCGUUUCCCAACAACGGCCGGCGAGGGUACCGACAAGCUGGCGAUGGCGGCAGCGACGGAUGCGGCUCGAGGAUUCCUCAAGGCCGCCGCCGGCGAGGGUACCGACAAGGCUAGGCUCUACUCGCGUCAGCCGGCGAGGGCGGUCAAGUACCACUGCAACUUCGACCUAUACCAGUCGCCGGUGGCCAACACUGGCGCGACCCACCCGACGACGGUGACAGUUGCCGCGAUGCUCUGUUUGAAUAUGACGUACAAGUGAAAAAUUUGGGGAGCACCUUGUUCGAGCUGCUCUACUAAGCUGUUGGGCUCAAACCGAGCUAUCUGGCAGAUAUAGAGUGCAACCAAGGACAAGUCAUACUCAAAGCGAGCUACUUGUUCGAGCAUCUUCAGGACACAUUUCCACCCUGCCUCGACGAGGAUGUAUGGUCCGAUCAAGGAGCUGCUGUCUUAUUGGAACCCACUGUUGUACAGGGAGACCCUUGUGAGAGAUUACGUCAAGCAUUACUACUCCAUCGGGUUAAAUGCAAAAACUGCAUUCUCUGAUUUCCUGUUGUCAAUUGUGAUGUUUAGUUUGUGUCCUGAUAGUAUAGACGAUGUUAAUAUACCAUUCAUUUUGGCUUGAGCUGUUGAGCAACAUAGGAAUUGGCAAACUGUUCAAUCUUCAGUUAUUUUUUCUAGUAGCAUUGUUGCACUAUCUGACGGAGCUGCUGCUCCAUAUAAAUAAAGAGCUUGCCUUGGAUCA